AUGCCGUCAACCUCCUUGAGCUCCCCAUCCCCGACACAGCGCUUACUUGGCUCUGCGCAGCUGAUACACCAGGGCGCGGAAGCAAAAGUCUACAAGGCGUAUCUCAGGGAUCCCGAGUUGCGACAGAACACGAAGCACGCCGAUCAUGACACUUGUUCGAUGGCAGAGGAUGCGGCUCCAGUAUUACUCAAAUAUCGGUUCAAUAAGCGCUAUCGACACCCGUCCCUCGAUGCGUCGCUCACUCGACAACGAGUAGCUGGAGAAGCCCGCGCGUUGAUGCGAUGCCUACGAUCUGGUGUGAACGUGCCCGGAAUCAGAAUGGUCGAUGCGGCCGAGGGUGUGUUGGGCCUGGAGUGGGUCGAUGGUAAAUCAGUGCGAGUCUUACUUCCGGGAGGGUCAGAGGUUAUGGAGGCCCAGGAUUCCGAUACAACUGAUGGCGUUGGCCGUGAUCGUUGUGAAGAUGCUGCGCUUGCAGAAUUCGGUGUCGAGCGAGACGAUCUGUUGAGUAUGAUCGGCGUCGAAAUAGCAAAGAUGCACAUCGCGGACAUCAUUCAUGGCGACCUGACCACUUCGAAUAUGAUGCUCCGCAGGGGGGAGAAGGACCUGGUACUGAUCGACUUUGGGCUCGCUUACCAUUCUUCGCUGGUGGAGGACAAAGCGGUAGACCUCUAUGUACUCGAACGCGCUUUCGCAUCAACGCAUCCAGACGCGGAGCCGCUCUUCAACUCAGUUCUCGCUUCAUACGAGACACAUCUCGGAAAGCACUGGUCCGCAAUCAAGAAACGGUUGGAUGACGUUCGCCUCAGAGGUAGAAAACGCAGUAUGGUAGGUUAA
Pisolithus orientalis is the source of this 834-nucleotide messenger RNA. RefSeq names its product kinase-like domain-containing protein. NCBI's taxonomy places the organism in Eukaryota, Fungi, Basidiomycota, Agaricomycetes, Boletales, Pisolithaceae. Bases 1 to 834 code for a protein of 277 amino acids. Gene Ontology annotation, molecular function: protein serine/threonine kinase activity; ATP binding. Gene Ontology annotation, biological process: protein phosphorylation. The record is from RefSeq and is a predicted model, not a curated record. Gene Ontology annotation, cellular component: cytosol; nucleus; EKC/KEOPS complex. The transcript is spliced from 6 exons.